Vicia villosa (hairy vetch) is the source of this 5007-nucleotide messenger RNA. Its product is annotated as disease resistance protein RPV1-like. Gene Ontology annotation, biological process: signal transduction; defense response. Lineage: Eukaryota; Viridiplantae; Streptophyta; Magnoliopsida; Fabales; Fabaceae. The coding region runs from base 234 to 4502 and encodes 1422 amino acids. The record is from RefSeq and is a predicted model, not a curated record. The transcript is spliced from 4 exons. Gene Ontology annotation, molecular function: ADP binding.
CCACCUUCAAUUAAUCUCUCUUUCAACAGUUUGUGAUUAGAAUCUGUGCUUUCCUUGUAUCUAAACAAUGUAUUGAUGGCUGGAAGAAAGCCACAUAGGGGAGGGUGUUCUCACCAUUUCCACAUGCCACCGACGAUUAUAAUAUUAGCAACUGUGCAUGUAAACAAACUUUAGUCAAUCGAAGUAAAGUAAACGCUAUUUUCAUUUUCACGUGUAUCUGAGUUUCAGAGGUCAUGUCUUCCUCUUCUUCUUCCUCCGGUGGCGGAGCAUUCAGGCUUCGUUGGGACGUGUUUUUGAGUUUCAGAGGUGAAGAUACUCGCGAAUGCUUCACCAAAAAACUAUACCAAUCUCUCUACACUCAAGGUAUUCGGGCUUUCAUGGACGAUGAGGGUUUGGACCGUGGAGAUCGCAUAGAUAUCACUCUUCUUCAAGCCAUUGAUGACUCUGCUGCUUCCAUUGUUAUUAUCUCUCCCAAUUACGCUGACUCUCACUGGUGUCUCGAUGAACUUGUCAGGAUUUUUGAAUGUAAGAGACUUGUUAUUCCCGUUUUCUACCAGGUUGAUCCUUCUCAUGUUCGGAAACAAGGGGGUCCUUUUAAAAAGGGUUUUGCUGAUCUUGAAAACAGAUUUGAUAAUGAUAUGGUUUCCAAGUGGAGAGAUGCUAUGAAACAACUUGGUGGACGUGCUGGCCAUGUUUUCAGUAACAGGUUUCUCUAUUUUCUAAUUAUUCUCCUAUUUUGGUACAAUCUUUACUCAUUUCUACUCUCAUGGAUUGUUCUUUUCUUUUUGUUUUUGUUUCUUAGUUAUGAAGGCGAGCGUGAUAAUCUGAUACACCUUUUGGUAAAAAGAGUUUUGAAGGAGUUAAGUAAUACUCCAAUGGUUGUCGCUGACUUUCUAGUCGGACUCGAUACUCGUGUUGAGAAGGUGAUGGAUCUGUUACAACCUCAAUCCAACACUGUCAAGGUCUUAGGGUUGUAUGGGAUGGGAGGUGUUGGUAAGACAACCCUUGCCAAGGCUCUUUUCAAUAGUCUCGUUGGUCGUUUUGAACGUAGAUGUUUCGUUUCAAAUGUGAGACACUCCUCAUCUAAAGAGGGUGGUUUGCUUUCUCUUCAAAGCAAAAUCAUUAAAGAUCUUUCUUCUCAACAAGGAACUCAGAGUUUUAUCGGUGAUGUCAAUGCUGGUCUUUCUACUAUCAAAAAAAUAGUUCAUGAAAAUCGAGUUCUACUAGUGUUGGAUGAUGUUGAUAAUGUAAACCAGCUUGAUGCUUUGAUUGGUAAAAAGGAAUGGUUUUAUAAAGGAAGCUGUAUAAUCAUUACAACAAGGGACACAACUGCUUUGCCUGAAAAAUAUGUCAAUCAGUUGUAUGAAGUCAAAGAAUUGUAUGAUGAAGAAGCUCUACAGUUAUUCAGUUACCAUGCUUUGAAGAAAAAGGACCCUCCAGAAAAUUUUCUGGAAUUUUCAAAGAAAAUUGUAUCUCUUACAGGAAGAAUGCCAUUGGCUUUGGAAGUGUUUGGUUGCUUUCUGUGUGAGAGGAGGAGGGUGGAGGAAUGGGAGGAUGCUAUUGAGAAGCUGAAAACAAUUCGGCCCGGGAAUCUUCACGAUGUGUUGAAGAUAAGUUAUGAUGGGUUGGAUGAACAAGAGAAAUGUAUAUUCCUUGAUAUUGCUUGUUUCUUUCUUCAUGUGGAAAUGAAACGCGGUGAUGUGAUUGAUAUAUUCAGAGGUUGUGGUUUUAGAGGAGAGAUAGCUAUGACAAUCCUUGUACAGAAAUGCUUAAUCAAAAUAAAGGAUGAUAAUUCCUUGUGGAUGCAUGAUCAAAUUAGAGACAUGGGAAGACAGAUUGUUAUGGAUGAAAACCAUGUUGAUCCUGGGAUGCGUAGCAGAUUAUGGGAUCGCGCUGAAAUCAUGUCCGUUUUGAAGAGUAAGAAGGGAACAAGAUGCAUACAAGGAAUUGUACUAGACUUUAAGAAAAGAUCAAUCAUUGUAGCAGAGAAAUAUAACUAUGUUACACUUGAUACAAAAUCCUUUGAACCAAUGGUUACCUUAAGAUUGCUUCAGAUCAAUAAUCAGAGUUUGGAAGGCAAGUUUCUUCCGGAUGAACUGAAAUGGCUACAAUGGCAAGGAUGUCCUUUGGAAUGCAUUCCUUUGGACACAUUGCCACGUGAAUUGGCUGUCCUUGAUCUCUCAAAUGCCGAGAAAAUUAGAAGCUUGCGGGGAUUGGAAAGUCACAAGCAGGUUCCAGAGAACCUAAUGGUCAUUAACCUCUCCGACUGCUACCAACUUGCUGCAAUCCCUGAUUUAUCUAGGUGUCUCAAGCUAGAGAAAAUUAUUUUGGAGAAUUGCACUAAUCUAAAAAGGAUUCAUGAAUCAGUUGGCAGUUUGACUACCUUGCGUAAUUUGAAUUUGAGGCGUUGUAAAAUCAUCACUGAGCUUCCCAGUAAUGUGUCUGGGCUGAAACAUCUGGAGAUCCUAGUUCUUUCUAGUUGCACCAAUUUGAAAGUAUUACCUGAAAACAUAGGCAUACUUAAAUCGCUGAAAACACUAGAGGCCGAUGGCACUGCUAUAGUAAAGUUGCCCGAGUCCAUUUUUCGAUUGACCAAACUCGAACGACUUGUUUUAGAUCGCUGCAAAUAUUUGAGAAGACUGCCAAACUGCAUUGGAAAAUUAUGUUCUUUGCAAGAAUUAUCUCUUAAUGAAUCAGGCUUACAAGUAUUACCCGACACUGUGGGAUUCUUGAAAAAUCUUGAGAAGUUAAGUUUGAUUUGGUGUGAAUCUCUCACUCAACUGCCAGAUUCUGUUGGAAACCUCAUAUCAUUGACAGAGCUUUUGGCUUACAACAGCGGAAUUAAGGAACUCCCUUCCACCAUUGGUUCUUUAUCCUAUCUGAGGAAUUUAUCAGUUGGAAACUGUAAGCAUCUCAAUAAAUUGCCCGACUCAAUUAAAACUUUGGCUUCAAUUAUUGAACUUGAGUUAGAUGGAACACCUAUCAGAUAUCUUCCAGAUCAAAUUGGAGACAUGAAACAACUAAGGAAACUUGAUAUUGGAAAUUGCAGCAAUCUUGAAUCAUUACCAGAAUCCAUUGGCCAACUGGGCUCUCUUACCACACUCAACAUUUUCAAUGGAAAUAUCAAAGAAUUACCAGUGUCAAUUGGAUUAUUGGAAAAUCUUGUUACCUUAACAUUGAACAAAUGUAGAAUGCUUAAACAGCUCCCAACUUCUAUAGGAAAAUUGACAUCUCUAUGUCACUUAAAGAUGGAGGAAACAGCUAUGUCAGACUUGCCUGAAAGUUUCGGUCAGCUCUCAAGCUUGAGAUCACUGAGAAUGGCAAAGAGGCCACAUUUAGUUCCCAUAUCUGUGGAGAACACUGUCUCUUUUGUGAUACCGUCUUCUUUCUGUAAUCUGACCUUGCUAUAUGAGUUUGAUGCCCGUGCCUGGGGAUUAUCUGGGAAAAUUCCUGAUGAAUUCGAGAAGCUAUCAUUAAUAGAGACUUUAAAUUUGGGCCAAAACAAUUUCCACAGCCUUCCUUCCAGUUUGAAAGGUCUUUCCGUUCUCAAGAAACUCUUACUUCCGAAUUGCAUGCAGCUGACUUCUCUCCCAUCACUUCCUUCAAGCUUGAUCGAGCUAAAUGCUGAUAACUGUUAUGCAUUAGAAACUAUACACGACAUGUCAAAUUUAGAGAGUUUGGAGGAGUUGAAGCUCACAAACUGUGGAAAAGUGGUAGAUAUUCCAGGUCUUGAAAGCUUGAAGUCCUUGAAAAGAUUGUUCCUUAGUGGUUGCAGUGCAUGCUCCUCCAAAGCACGCAAAGGACUUUCAAAGGUUGCACUGAGAAAUCUUCAGAACUUGACCAUGCCCGGAACCAAGUUACCUGAAUGGUUUUCUGGAGAAACUGUCAGCUUUUCCAAGCGCAAAAAUCUUGAGCUAACAAGUGUAGUUGUAGGUGUUAUUUUCUCAAUCAACCAUAACAAAAAGGAUAUUCCAACACCUGGAGUGUUAGAUGUUCAAGCAAAUGUUCUCAAAUCAGGCAGACAAAUUUUUAGUUCAGGGCUAAACAUAUGGGGAGUGCCAAGGACAGAUGAACCACACGUACACUUGCAAAGGUUCCAUGAUUACCAUCAAUUGGUAGCCUUUUUAAAAGAUGCUGAUACGGUUAGUGUGACAAAGAGGAGUCCUCCUAUUGAUGAGAGGUUUGAAAUGAUAAAAUGUGGAAUUCAUUUAAUCUUUGAAGGGGAGGAUGACUAUGAGGGAGAUGAAGAAUCGUUGGACAAAGGCUUACAAUCUGUCUCAGAAAGGAUGGCUAUGUUUUUUAACACUUAUGGUGAAGGUGUUGAUGCAACGGAGAGUGAAGAUAAGUGUCAACAUGAAUUGGAGCAGGAAAAAGUAAAGCCUCGAACUAGAUUACUUGGUGUCAAAGGCAAUUCCAUUCUGUUCUUCCUGUUUAAUCUAUUCUUUGUGUUGUUGGGUUGGUUUUGGUUGAGGUUUAUGUCAAGUGCUGAAAGAAGAGAUUGACUUGAACAAGCAUUGAAUAAUGCUUCGUCAAAACAACAUUACCUCCUUCAGAUUUGCUAUUGUUUUUGGCUUGUAUAUUUACGAGAAAAAUAUGUAUUUUUAGUAGUCCUGAAUUGAGAAUAAGUUAACUUGUCGAGACCUUUCUAACAUCGGCUAAUUUUUAGAUCUACAAUUUAAGUUUAAACCACCAGUUUGAAAAGCUUGAUUUAAUUGCAAUACAGGAAUCAAAACUGGCUAUGUUGUCAAUCAUGUUCUAGUCUUUCCCUCAAACAUGAGCUAUUCCACUUAAUGGAGGAACUCUCACACUUGUUUGAUGAAGGUCCAUAAACACUUCCUGAUACUAAUUUUAAAUGGAAUGAAAAAGAUGUUAAAACUGAGUUUUAACAUGUAAAAUCACUUGGUUUCACAUUUUGAAGAAUAAAAUCUUGAGUUAAAUCAUUUGCUAAGUCAAAUAAGAGUAAAAUUGGAGACUAAUUCAAUUAAAAUAAGAGCAGUGUUUGACUUG